This is a messenger RNA of Balearica regulorum gibbericeps (East African grey crowned-crane), 3186 nucleotides long. Lineage: Eukaryota; Metazoa; Chordata; Aves; Gruiformes; Gruidae. The record is from RefSeq and is a predicted model, not a curated record.
AUGCUUUUAAACCAGCUGAAAGAGAUCACAGGAAUUCAAGAUUCGGCUUUUCUUCACGCGGCUCUAAAGGCUGCUAAUGGAGACCUAAUGGAAGCGGUCACCUUCCUGACGGAGGAGCAUGCUCAGGAGCCGGCUCAGGACGCAUCUGCUGCAGAGCCAUCCACUUGGGAAGGGAGCGCCGUGGGCAAACAAGUGCUGCCUCCGCUUCUAGACGUUACUGCUGCCCUUACCCCUAACAACAGAGACAACCUCCGCGCAGCCGAUGCCUUCAGACCGCUGGAAUCGCCAAAAGCUCAGGCUGCAGAAAGAGAUGCUGCUGAAAGGUCAGAAGGGCAUUCUGCUGAAAACAAAAAUCGCCCCAAAAGGAAACGCUGUGAAGUCUGGGGAGAAAACCCCAAGCAGAACGACUGGAGAAGAGUGGGCGACUGGCCCGUCGGAAUGAAAAAUAUUGGAAAUACGUGUUGGUUUAGCGCCGUCAUCCAGUCUCUGUUCCAGUUGCCAGAAUUUCGGAGGCUGGUCCUUGGGUACUCCCUCCCGCAAAACGUGCUGGAAAGUUGUCGUAGUCGCACUGGAAAAAGAAAUGUUGCGUUCAUGCAAGAACUUCAGUGUCUGUUUGCGUUAAUGCUGGGGACGCGUCGUAAGUUUGUAGACCCUUCUGCAGCGGUGGAACUCUUGAGGGAUGCGUUUAGAUCGGCUGAAGAACAGCAGCAAGACGUGAGUGAAUUUACGCACAAACUGCUGGACUGGCUGGAGGAUGCGUUCCAGCUUGCUGUGAACGUCAAGAGCCCCGGGGACAAAUCCGAAAACCCAAUGGUACAGCUUUUCUACGGGACUUUCUUGACCGAGGGUGUCCAUGAGGGCAAUACUUUUUCCAAGAUCGAAACCUUUGGUCAGUAUCCCCUUCAGGUAAAUGGUUAUCGAAACUUGAACGAGUGCUUGGAAGGAGCCAUGGUGGAGGGAGAGAUGGAUGAGGCGACAGCAUCUCAGUCAGUGAAGUACGGACAGGAGCGCUGGUUUACAAAACUCCCACCGGUGCUGACCUUUGAACUCUCCCGAUUUGAGUUCAAUCAGUCACUAGGACAGCCAGAGAAAAUUCACACCAAGCUGGAAUUUCCCCAGACUAUUUAUAUGGACAGGUACCUCUACUGUAGCAAAGAGCUUAUUCAGAUGAAGAGAGAAGAAAUGAAGAGGCUGAAGGAGAAAAUGGGGAUUCUGCAGCAGAAGCUGGAAAGCUACAUGAAAUACGGCUCUGGCCCAGUCCGCUUUCCGCUGCCCGACAUGCUCCAGUAUGUUCUCGAAUUCAUCGCCACAAAGCCAGCCGUAGCUGUGUCUUCCGCUCAGGGCUCUCAGACGACGCUCCUGCAGUCCCAAGCCGAGCCCCACGUUUUGGACGUGCUUUCAGAGCCGACUGGGAAGGAUACCAGGACUGACGAUGCGGCUUUCUUCUUGGCAAAUCCCUCGCUCCAGCAGCAGUCGAGUACGCCGCUCCAGCCUUCGGGUUCGCCCGCAGAAGCAUCUGAACGUCCAGCUCCUCGUGUGGUUUCCACGGAAGAGCUGAACCUUGUUCGGGCGUGUCUCCAGCGAUGGAGGAACGAGAUUGAACAAGAUGUGCAAGAUCUGAAGGAGUCUAUUACCAGAAUCAGCCUGUCCAUUGAACAAAUGUACUGCGACCCUCUCCUCCAACAGGUUCCCUAUCGUUUGCAUGCAGUCUUGGUACACGAAGGGCAAGCAAAUGCUGGUCACUACUGGGCCUACAUAUACGACCAGCCUCGAAAAAGUUGGCUGAAAUACAAUGACAUCUCAGUGACGGAAUCAUCGUGGGAGGAGUUGGAGAGAGAUUCAUUCGGAGGCUUGAAGAAUGCCAGUGCCUACUGCCUGAUGUACAUAAGCGAUAAGGUGUCCCGCCUCGUUGCAGGUACCAGAGCCAAAACUGCUGAUUAAUUCCACGAAGUCGAAGCCCUGCCCCCGGAGCUGCGACACUAUGUCCAGGAGGACAACUGGCGACUGGAGCAGGAGGCGGAGGAGUGGGAGGAGGAGCAGUCUUGCAAGAUUCCUCAGAUGGAGCCUUCGCCUGCUUCCGAAUCGCAGGACCUCUCUUCCGAGUCAGGACCAGAUCCGUCUUUGGUCUGCGAGCAGAGCGUGCGCUCUCUGUCCUCUGAACAUGCCAUGAUUGCCAAGGAGCAGACUGCCAAGGCCAUUGCGAACACCGCCGACGCCUAUGAAAAGAACGGCGUUGAGGCGGCUCUCUGCGAGGUGAUGCUGAGUCCAGCCAUGCAAGGUGUCAUCCUGGCUAUUGCAAAAGCCCGCCAGACCUUUGAUCGAGAUGGGUCUGAAGCAGGGCUUGUGAAGGCGUUCCACGAGGAGUACUCUAGGCUCUACCUGCUUGCCAAAGAGACCCCGACCCCUCAGAAUGACGCCCGGUUGCAACACGUGCUCAUUUACUUCCUGCAAAACAACGCUCCCCAGCAGGUGGUGGAACGGACCCUUCUCGAGCAGUUUGCGGACAAAAACCUCAGCUACGAUGAAAGGUCGAUUAGCAUUAUGAAGGUAGCACGAGCAAAGCUGAGAGAAAUCGGACCCGACGACAUCGAUAUGGAGGAGUACAAGAGAUGGCACGAAGACUACAGCCUUUUUCGCAAGGUGUCGGUUUACCUGCUGACAGGGUUGGAGCUCUACCAGAAUAGAAAGUACCAGGAGUCGCUCACCUACCUGGUCUACGCCUACCAAAGCAACACCAAGCUGCUGCUGAAAGGAGCCAACAGAGGAGUGGACGAGUCGCUGAUUGCCUUGUACAGAAGGGAGUGUCUCCUGAAGCUGAACGAGGUGGCAGCAUCUCUGUUCGUAAGUCGUGACGAAGCUCGCGUGGCAGAGGGCGUGAGCAUCCUGAACGAGCUGAUCAUCCCCUGCAUGCACCUCAUGAACAGCUUUGAGAUCUCCAAAGAGGACCUGGAUGCCAUCGAGGUGAUGAGAAACCGCUGGUGCUCCUAUUUGGGACGAGAAGAUAUGGACGCAAAGCUGCAGAUGAAGCUGGGCGAAUUGCUGCCCCGGCUCCUCGACUGCUCCACCGAGGUCAUCGUUCUGAAAGAGCCCCCGAAGAUCCGGCCCAACUCCCCCUACGACCUCUGCAGCCGGUUCGCGGCCGUGAUGGAGUCCAUUCACGGGGCCUCGACCGUGACCGUGAAAUAG